Meloidogyne enterolobii is the source of this 387-nucleotide messenger RNA. The record is from the annotation of a GenBank genome assembly. NCBI's taxonomy places the organism in Eukaryota, Metazoa, Nematoda, Chromadorea, Rhabditida, Meloidogynidae.
AUGAUUUCCUGUUUUUUCUUCUUGCACGUCCUUGAUGCAUAUAUUUCUUUAAAGAAAGAAAUCAGAGAAACUCCUGUUGGUUACGUCGCCUUUCUUUUUUGCAGCUUCUUAUUCGGAGCCCCGCCUGUCACUUUCUCUUUGUGCUCUUUCUUAUUUGUGGCUAAUUAAGUGUUUCAUAGUUUCUGACGCAUUUAAUCAUCUACCCUUUGGCCCAAAAUAUUCUGAACAAUGAACGCAAGAAUUUGAACAAAAAAUGUAUAGAGACUAUAAAAAUAAUAAAGUAAAUUAAACUUUUUAGAAUUAUUCAGUAUGAAAGAACAAAAGAAGAAAAUUGAAAAUUGGUUUGAGGUAAAAAUCUGCGAUGCGUGAGGACCACCCAUUUUAUUC